Molecule: messenger RNA, 3449 nt
Organism: Aspergillus alliaceus
Lineage: Eukaryota; Fungi; Ascomycota; Eurotiomycetes; Eurotiales; Aspergillaceae
Product: putative DNA mismatch repair protein (Mlh3)
Exons: 2
Coding region: 309-3086 (925 amino acids)
Biological process (GO): mismatch repair
Cellular component (GO): mismatch repair complex
Molecular function (GO): ATP hydrolysis activity; ATP binding; ATP-dependent DNA damage sensor activity
Source: RefSeq, a predicted model, not a curated record
AUUUCAGGUUCACAUGACAGGAAACUACCUUGCCAUAUAUUGAGAAUUGCUACUCCGUACUUAUUCGAGACAUGAUGUAUUAAACAAUGCCGACAUACGAAUACGGAAAUGAUACGCAGCUCUCCUACCCGAUACGUUUAGCGCAUUUCAGUACCUCAUCCCAUAUAUAAGCAGGAAGCACAUCAUUCUUUCUACUCUCGUCAAACCUUCUGAAUAUGUUGAUGCCGCUGGCGUAACGCUCCAGGAUGACACCAUGUGGAAGCUAUCACUCUCAAUAAGCUGUCUACAUUCGGUCUUCACUGUCGGCUAUGUCUUUGGAUAGUCGCAAGAUUACACCCCUGCCGCCAGAAGUGGUAGCAAAGCUCAAAUCUUCCACAUCCAUCACGCAUCUAAACGGGGUAAUUGCUGAACUCGUGAAAAAUGCGCUGGACGCAAAUGCAAACACGGUUUCUGUGACUGUUGACUUUCGACGCGGGGGUUGUAGGGUCGAUGAUAAUGGUGAUGGAAUUCUACCAACGGAGUUCGAGCCAAGUGGGGGAUUAGGGAAGGCGCACCAUACGUCAAAAUACCACACUAGUAACGAUGUAUAUGGUCGAAAGGGAUUGUUUCUAGCCUCAUUAUCUUCACUCUCACUGCUGACCAUCACGUCGCACCAUGCUCGCCAUUCCAGCACAAACACCAUCAUGUUCCAUCAUUCGACACCGGUAGCCCGGCUGACCCCAGCUCCAGUCCAACAGGAGUUGAAGCUCAGCAACCAUGGGACUAGCGUUACGGUCAAUGAUUUAUUUGGGAAUAUGCCUGUCCGAGUGAAAAAUCGAGCCUUGGCACUGCAAAAGCACGACGAAUUGGACCGUCAAUGGGAUGAGCUGCGGCAGCUUUUGGUCUCGCUAAUGCUGGCAAACGAAAACCUGUUAAAAUUGAUAGUCACAGACGCUGCUAAAGAUAGGAAGCUCACUGUCCGUUCCCAUUCUCAGAUUCACCGAACCGGCGAUAAAUUGGACCUUCAGCGCAUAGGAUCGAUCCUCGCACAAACAGGGCUCAUUACUUCUCAAAACAAUGGCAAUUGGAACGCCAUGUCAGCCAGUGUACCUGGCUUCUCAGUUCGUGCAGCUAUAUCUCUUGUGCCGAGUCCUACAAAGAAAGUCCAAUUUAUCUCUGUAGGGAUGGACCCUGUCUUUCCCCGAAGCAGUGUCAGUUUUUUAUAUACCGAAGUAAACCGCUUGUUCUCUUUGUCAGAUUUUGGUACUACGAGGACCCCAUCCAUGCCGACCUUUGGUACAGGCCCAGCAGAACAUCCUAACCGUAACGACAGUCCAAAUGCAAAGCCUACAACCAAACCUGUCAACAAGUGGCCAAUGUUCUAUAUACGCAUAGACACUAACGAGCCCCGUAUAAUUAAUAAUGAGGACCAUGAAUUGCCCGAAUCGGACAAAUCUGUUCAACGUAUCAUAGAUGUACUUGCCGCAAUGAUCCAGGAAUUCUUGAAGCAGCAUGAUUUACGCCCACGCCCUGUGAAAAGGAGUCGUAAGACGACACGGAAAGAGGCAAUCGGUGGGGCUGGAAACAGAUUUGAUCGACCUCCGAGUCAUUCAGAAAAAUAUUCCAAUGUCGAGGAAACGUUGAGCUCUCAAUUGAAGCUACCAAACUUCCAAAAAUCUACACCAAAUGUCCGUCAAAGCUUUGGGGAGUGGUCAAGGAUUAAAAGUUCCCAGGAGUCUUUCAAUGCAAGUUCUACAAAAGCGGAAAUUCGAACAACUUAUCCAGAGAUUACUCAAGGGGCGAAGCAGCCUUCAGCUCAAGGUGGUCUGUCGAUUGGAUCAGAGCAAGCCAAGCAUAGAAUGCUUGAGGAGUCUCAGCCAUUAUUGAGCGACAAGAAUUCUAGAGCGCUUGAGACUACAGGGAAAACAGGGGACAGUAUGGUCCCUUGGAUCGAUCCCUAUACCAGACAGAGUUAUUUGACCAACUCACAAACUGGCCAUUCAAUUGAUGUUAGAUCACCCACGGAUGCGGUUCGAAGGCCUAAAUCAACAAAAUCACUUCAGACGAUGCGGACGUUGGACAGUACAGCAGGCCCGAGGUCGGGAAAGACAAAGAAUCUGGUGGACACAUGGGAAAACCCUGUCUUUAGCCGGUCAGAGAAACCUUUAAAUGUGAUUGCAGGAUGUGGUACUGGCGUGAAUACGUUUCACGCUGGAGUCAACAAUUGCUCAUCUGGCGUUUGUGGGUUCGAAAAUUUGGGGUUGUCGAAUGUUCGGGGUAAACUGCGAAAGCAAGAUCUCGAAACAGCAGAGAUAAUCGCACAGGUUGACCACAAGUUCAUUCUUGCCAAGAUGAAGUCCACGGCAGUGAAUGGUCUUAGCAGCGAUCCGGGGUCCAUCCUGAUCCUUGUCGAUCAGCAUGCUGCUGAUGAGCGAUGCCGAGUGGAGAGACUUUACGAUGAAUGCUUCACAUCAUCAGUAGAAAGCUCUAGGCAAGUACGAUCAGUUUCAUUGGAACCUAUCAUUUUUGAAAUCCCAGCCACUGAGGCACCAAUUUUUGGACGGUAUACGGAAUACUUUGAGUCGUGGGGUGUCGAUUACACCAUUGAGCAGGGACCAGCAGACGGACCCGCGCACAUUUUGGUUCAUACACUCCCCACGCUCAUUGCCGAGCGUUGUAGGCUCGAGCCAGAUUUGGUUACGAAUCUAAUUCGUGGAGAGAUCUGGAAACGCGAGGAGAACGGGAGGGGGCCUGAAAGUCGAACAUCAUUUUUGGGGCUAGAUAGCACUGACAGACGCUGGAUAGAGCAGCUUGAUAUCUGCCCUCAGGGAACCGUUGAGCUAUUGAACUCAAGGGCCUGUCGAUCAGCUAUCAUGUUCAAUGACGAAUUGACAAUCGAGGAGUGCCAGAGUUUAGUGAGCCAAUUAGCGCGAUGCGUGUUUCCAUUCCAGUGCGCGCAUGGACGGCCAUCAAUAACACCCAUACUCGACAUGACGAAUUGGUUGGCUUGGGUUGAGCCAGAGGCUGAAUAUAUGAACGAAGCAGGGGAGCCUUCCGAAUUUGCUGAGGCCUUCAGAACUUGGAGGGACAAUUUUGCGCAUCGCUAAACUUUACCCAUAUCAAAUAGCAGUCAUGCAACGUUCCAAACGGAUAUUUCAGUGAGAAGAGGGAGCCUCCAUUUUUCAAACAAACAAACCACAAGGCUUGAUGAGCUACGGACGCCUGGAUGAUCAGUGAAACUCGCCCUCAAGCAGUUGAUAUUCAAACUUAGCAGAUGGGUCAUCAGAUAACUGACUACUAGCGUUUGUCCUAUCCGGUAGGCUGAAGCGUUUGCAAUAUUGCCAGACAGAGCACUGCCCGGUGUUCACCUUACUUCCUUCCUAAGAUGUUAGUCAUUAGCUUCUCUCACAGGGUCUUGUGAGUACUUCUAUGAAGAGAGGGUAGAGAUGGAAAGAAGGUAGUCAGUCAAG